CACUCAAAUCGUCUCAUAGGUCAAAGAAAUCAGUAACAAUAAUCAAUUAAUUAAAGCAAUGGAUGUUCUAACUUUAAGCUCAAGCUCAAGCCUAAGCAUUUCCAAGACAUUUCAUUGCCUUCCACAGUCUAGUAAACAGCAAAGAACUUCUCAGGUUCACUUUGCUAUUUCUUGCAGAGGAGCUACAAAGCUAAAGGAAGAAACCACCUAUGGAAACCUCUACAAAGUUUUGUCCUUGAAACCCGGAAGUGCCAUGGAUGAGAUAAAGAGAGCAUACAGAUCAAUGGCUCUUCAGUACCACCCUGAUGUGUGCCAUGAUCCUUCCAUGAAAGAGGAGUCAACAAGGAUGUUUGUUCAGCUAAAUGCAGCUUACAAGACACUGUCAAAUCCCCUGCUUAGAGAACAGUAUGACAGUGAAAUUAAUUUGGGUUUCAGAAGUGAAAUGAAAGUUUGUGAUGAUGAUGAGGGGUUGAGAAGUAGGUGGCAAGAGCAAGUGGUUGAGUUGAAGACAAGGUCUCGCAGACGCAUGGGACAACAAGGGGGGUCAUGGAGCAGCAGAAUGAGGACACAGAACAUGAAAAACAGGAACUAGUUUUCUUGUUCUGUACUGUCUGAGUUUGUUGUUGUUCAUGUCAAAAAGUAAAUUGGUUUAGUUUUAGCAACGAUUGUUACAUAUGUACAUUUAACUCUAGUAAUUAUAUCACCCUUUGGGUUUGAGCAUGGGUGAUUUCCACAUAUAUAGCAUUAUCCCAAUUGUAACAAUUCUUUUAGCACACAAGCAUUUAACUUUAUACAAUUCCCAAUAUAACUUUUUAUGCUC
This is a messenger RNA of Lotus japonicus, 820 nucleotides long. RefSeq names its product chaperone protein dnaJ 20, chloroplastic-like. The transcript has a single exon. Bases 59 to 592 code for a protein of 177 amino acids. NCBI's taxonomy places the organism in Eukaryota, Viridiplantae, Streptophyta, Magnoliopsida, Fabales, Fabaceae. Gene Ontology annotation, cellular component: chloroplast. The record is from RefSeq and is a predicted model, not a curated record.